AAAUCUACUGAUAAGACGUCGCUAUCUAAUUUCUAGUUUUAGCUUUUUCACAACAAGAAAACUUGUUUUUAUAUUUAAAAGGUCAAUAAAAGCCGUCAAAAUUAUUUACUAUUCCAAAUACAACGGUAACCAACCAGCCAUGGCUAAGCCAGUAUUGUAUUCAUACUGGCGAAGCUCAUGCUCCUGGCGCGUGAGAAUCGCGCUAAACUUAAAAGAGAUACCAUAUGAUAUAAAGGCUGUGAGCCUCAUCAAAGGAGGAGGGGAACAACACUGUAAUGAGUACCGGGAAGUCAAUCCGAUGGAACAGGUGCCCUCACUUGUAAUAGAUGGGCACACAUUCAUAGAAUCUCUUAGCAUCAUGAAUUAUUUGGAAGAGACUAGACCCCAAAGGCCACUUUUGCCUCAAGAUUGCUACAAACGGGCCAAAGUUCGUGAGAUAUGUGAGGUAAUCUCAUCCGGCAUCCAGCCUCUUCAGAACCUAAUAGUCCUGAUAUAUGUCGGUGAGGAGAAGAAGAAGGAAUGGGCCCAGCACUGGAUCACUAGAGGGUUCAGAGCGGUGGAGAAGUUGUUGUCAGCCUCUGCUGGCAAGUACUGUGUGGGGGAUGAGAUCACCCUUGCUGACUGUUGUCUGGUACCCCAGGUCUUCAAUGCUAGGAGAUUCCACGUAGACCUACGACCGUUUCCGAUAAUCCUGCGCAUAGACCGCGAGCUGGAGAACCACCCGGCGUUCCGCGCCGCGCACCCUUCUGCGCAGCCCGACUGCCCUCCAGAGAUCGCCAAGUGAAUACUGCCUCCAUCCACGCGCUGGCUCCCUCAGCUGAUAUAAUAAAAAAAAUAUAAGUGGAUAAUUUCUAAGUGGAUAUUUAUUGCCUAAGCUUUUUUUUUGACGUGACUUAUUGUAGAUUUGCCGCAAACGGCAUUAACUACUUGGUUUUCUACAUAACAUAAGCUCACGACUAUAUCCCAAUUGGAGUAGUCAGAGGUACAUCCAUCGCAAGAUGAACUAAGUACCCACACCUCACCGAGCUUUCUGUUAGACCGACAUAAUAGGUGGUGAGCCGUAUCACCGUCUAUUAUGGCUAGUAAAGGGUUUUCUGUUCUCAUGUUAGCUACUAAAAUUUUGUGUCCUACAAUAUCGUGCCCUAUAUGUGUGAUGUCCUGGUUGAAAGUUUCACUUAACAGCUGCUGUAAAAAUACUCUUAAAUAUUAGUGGGAUCAACAAUUGUAUACUAAAAUACAUAGUUACUUAAAUCUACAAAAAUGUCUAUUGUUGGGUUUCUAAUUUGAAAACAGCAAAGUAUCUUCACUUCAAAUUUGUUAGUGGCACACAUGAUUUUAGAAAUAACUAUUCAUAAGUAUUUCACUUAGAAAUUAACCACCGAAAAUUUUCAAAAUACUAUAAUCUAUCCAACAUUUUCGAUAUAAGUUUAUGGCUAAAAUUCUUUACUUUUUCCUAUUGAUUCAUAUUAUAUUUCUAUUCCAACGCGUGGGCUUGGUGAAAAUGAAACUUAUAUGUAAGACUUAUACAAUUUUAUAUACAACAUUUGCUUUAUAUACAUUCCUAGAUAUAAGCUUUACGUACUAUAAGUAAGUAAUAUUGUUCUAGUCGCAAUAAUGAAUUUACGCAAGGUUUUGGGUACUUGACUAUUAUACUUUAUAUGUGUAAUAAAUAAUAUAUACCUUUAUAAAUAGUAUAUUGUGCCAUUACAUUCCAUUUUGAUUUAUAGUAAUGUGUUAAACUAGUACAAAUUGAUUUAUUUAAUUUAAUAAAAUGUACUUGAUUUUUGAAAUUCA
This is a messenger RNA of Pectinophora gossypiella (pink bollworm), 1794 nucleotides long. RefSeq names its product probable maleylacetoacetate isomerase 2 (gene GSTz1). The transcript is spliced from 5 exons. Lineage: Eukaryota; Metazoa; Arthropoda; Insecta; Lepidoptera; Gelechiidae. Gene Ontology annotation, molecular function: maleylacetoacetate isomerase activity; glutathione transferase activity. The record is from RefSeq and is a predicted model, not a curated record. Gene Ontology annotation, cellular component: cytoplasm; mitochondrion. The coding region runs from base 140 to 784 and encodes 214 amino acids. Gene Ontology annotation, biological process: glutathione metabolic process; L-phenylalanine catabolic process.